Molecule: messenger RNA, 714 nt
Organism: Aspergillus oryzae RIB40
Lineage: Eukaryota; Fungi; Ascomycota; Eurotiomycetes; Eurotiales; Aspergillaceae
Exons: 4
Coding region: 1-714 (237 amino acids)
Source: RefSeq, a predicted model, not a curated record
AUGUCGGAUGGGCUGACAAUUAGCCCCCUGAGUGUAGCCAGCGCCAUUCUUGGAACGACGACCUUAUUUUCGCUGGGCAUGCGAACAUGGCGACUAUUUAAACCGACAUGGAAUUGCCGACCGCUUAAAUCAGAAAGUCGAUGGAACUUUGACUUCUUCCACUGGAACUAUCUUCUGGGUUUUGUACUCGUCACAAUCACUAUCGUGAUUGGCAUGGUCGAAGAUCCUCCGAGUGUACGAAUGAAUUCUUUGCCUCUGUCUAUUCUCCUCGUACAAGUUGGCUUCACCCUAGUCAUUGCCGGCAUCCUGGCAAAGCUUGGCGUACGACAACCGUUCAAAGUCUCCUCCCUUCCCGCCGGUGAAGUCUUUCGUCCAGGCAUCCUGGUGAUCAUCGAGGAUGUCGUUGCGGUAGAUGGGGCCAGGGACAAGGCCUAUCGGGCAGCCCUGUUGACAAGAUAUGCAGCCAGCGUGCGGUUUCAACGCCUCAUUGAAGCUUUGAAUUGGUCCUGGGGACUCGGUGGAUGUCUGAUGGGCGUUCUUUUGAUCGCUGUGAUUUCUACGGUUCGCGACCAGACCUUUGCUUUUGGACUGGGCUGGGUAAUUCCAUGGAUUUGGGCUGGUGUCUGGGCGGUCAUCACUACUUACUGGGUGAAGUCUGCGCUGCGGGAAAAGAAACGGUCCUGGCCUGAGGGCCGAUGGACAAACGCUGUGUAG